AUGGUCAUGGAGGCUUCUUCGGACCCCAACAAGCGACUAUGUCGACUCCCAGUUCCUAGCCUCUCUUCUUCCUCCUCAGGCCAACACCUUGACCCUAUCCUUGCCGAUGUCGACCAGAAGCACGUCGAUCAGAUCAUCUCCUCGUUCCUCUCCUUGUCCGUGUCGCCUUCCUUCUCCUCGUCCGAAGCCAUCGGCUCCUCGUUCGAACGAGCCCUUGAAAAAAUGUUCAUAUAUUCUGUUGACGAAUCUGUGAAUCUGGAUCGUGGACUCGAACUCUCCUCGCUUCUUCACGAGUCCACCAAAAGGUGGUAUCGUAGACAGGCCACAACCCACAAUUCCAUAGCAUGGCCACUUCCUAGUGAGCUCACGGUUAAGGUCUUUUCCAUGGUUGAUACAAAAUCAUUGGUGCAAGCUUCGGCGUGUUGCACCAUGUUCAAGAAAUGUGCCUUGGACCAAGUUUGUUACUCCAACGUUGACUUGACCACCGCAAAUGUUAAAAGUCAAGUUGUGCGUAAUAUGAUCCUUAAGGCUGGAAAGGAACUCAGAUCUCUUAAAGUUGGAUGUCGAGAUGAAUCUACAGAUAACCCUAUGCUUAUAGGAUCUUGUCUUGCCCCUCUAUCAUAUCAAAAGCAUGGUGUUCUUGGGAAUCUCCUGGGAAGCUUACACCUUUACAUUCGCGGAUGGUUGGACCGCAAGUACUGCUUACGUGGUCCAUGUGCUUCUAUAAAUGCUUCGCCCUUCCAGAAAAACUGCCCCAAUCUUACUUCACUAUCACUUAUAGGUUUUCACAUAACAGACCUAGAAGCCUACAUGCUUUUGAUGGGUUUGCGUAAAGUCAAGUACAUGGACCUAUCCAAAACAUCUGGAUUUGAAGGACGCUUUUUGAGGGAUGUGAGCCAUGACUUCAAAGACGCUGUGAUCGAGACUCUAAUAUUGCGAGAUUCCAUUUUGCUAACGCAGCAGGACGCUUGCGAUUCAUUCGAUACAUUGUAA
Microthlaspi erraticum is the source of this 993-nucleotide messenger RNA. Lineage: Eukaryota; Viridiplantae; Streptophyta; Magnoliopsida; Brassicales; Brassicaceae. The record is from the annotation of a GenBank genome assembly.